AUGGACAACAAGACAGAGAAGGGUGGCGACCAGCAGCAGCGAAAGAAGAAGCGACACAAGCAGCCGCAGCAGCACCCCAUGAUGUGGGCCAAGAAGGCCGCGGACAGGCAAGGAAAGCAACGGGACAAACGCAAGGAAGAAGUUGCUGUGGAAGCUGUAAAGUCAACGCAGGACAAGCAGACGCCCGACAAGCAAGCGGCGACCGACCAACAGGAGCUGUCACCUGCAGCAUCUGGGGCUCGUACGAAGACAGCUGUGGUGGCCAUCAUCACACUGUCGGUGCUGAGCUGUCUAUUGGUGCUUAGCUCCAGUUUGAUCAUAUUCAAGUACUUACGCGCUCCAAGAGUGGGAACGUGCACGACGGAAGGCUGCAUAGCACACGCGAAGGCGAUCAUCGACGCUAUGAAUGCAUCGGUCGAUCCAUGCUCCGACUUCUACCACUUCUCGUGCGGCUCGUGGAAGCCCAGCGGUCCCUAUCGUUCCAUGAUCGAGCAGAUCUUUGCAAACUCCUUCGCCAUCGCCAUCGAGGAGCUGGAAGGAAAAGACAACGAGUCUGCCCUUCCAAUUGCGCAGCGUUACUACCAGAGUUGCUCAGCCAAACGGUCCGAAGACUUGCUCGAAAGCGAGAUCCAGAAGUUCGCAAAGUUCAAGCGAGACCUCGGCCUCCUAUGGCCCGAGCAAUGGCCCGAGGAAAGCAACUCCUCCGUGCCUCCACUCAAGCUGCUGUUAAAUUUGACUGUUAAUUGGAAUAUCAAUUUGAUCUUCCACGUGCGUGUCGUGCCGGGAUACAAGGGCCGGCCGAGGACAGUGUUCAUCAAACGCGGAGUGCUGCGACCCUCAUGGUCCGUCUAUAAGCCCGAGGUUAUGAAGCGGUCCAUCGAAGAACACUGCAAGUACUUGAAAGCGCCGGUGCCAACGCCGGUUCUCUUGAAGGAGAUAAUGAAGGCGUACCUGGAAGUGGUCAACGCGUCCCUUAGUUUUGAACCAGACGCUAUGGAUGAAGAGAAGACGACAUUGAAGGACAUCAACGCGCGAACGGCGUCCGGGAAAGACAAGUGGCAAGAAUACGUGAUGCAGAGUUUUUCAGAGUACACCCUACGGCCCGACGACGUCGUGUUGAUCCAGCACCGCGCCAUACUCGACAACAUCGGCCACCUGCUAGAAAGCAUGUCGGACGAGUCGCUCCGGCUAGGGAUCGCGUGGGUGUUUCUCCGCCUAUCCUUCUGGACUAUCGUCGGAAAACCCCAUCUGCGCUUCGAGGGCUCCGCAGCAGAGCUGGAAGUGAGAGUAAAACUCACCUGCCUUUCGCACGUGGCGUCCACGUUCGGACUCGUCGUCUCGUACGGUCAUUUGCUCAAGCGCUUCACGGAAGAUGUGCGCCUCCAGAUAGACACUGUCUUCAACAACGUCAAGGCUGAAUACCAACGAGCCUUCGCCGAUGCGGGAUGGAUCGACGAGUCGGUCAAGGCAAAGCUGAGGGCCAAGAUCUCGGAGAGCUUAAACCUCGACUCCCUGCCCGGCAGCGAUUUCUUCUCUAGCUUCACGAUCAAGGCGACGUACAAGAAUUUCCCGAACACCACCGCCUCGUUUUUCGACAACUUCGUCAACAUAGCGAAAUCAUUCCGCAAGAAGCUGACGUCGGACGACUUCGUCACUGCCUUCUCCAAGACGCUGGGUGACGGUCGCGUGGCCACUUCUUACAGCUACUACUACAACAGCAUCUACUUCGCAGUCGGAGCGCUCGAGCCGCCGCUGUUCGACGUCGACAGCACGUACUCCAGCACCUACGGCUCGCUGGGCACGUUGAUGGCCACCUCCGUUUCCCGGGCGUUCGACGAGCACGGAAUCAUGUACGACAAAGGAGAGGUGGCUCCUUGGUGGAUUGCGGACCGCGAAGAGUACGAGAGGCGCGUCAAGUGUGACCUCAAAGCCGGCGGGUCACGCUCGGGCAGCGACAACGCUAUCGCCAGUGCACUGUACUGGUCAGCGCUCGGUCUGAGGACUUCGUACGAGGCGUUUCGCUCGGCCGUGAAGUCCGACCACUCGGUUGAUAUUUAUCGGCUCAAGGGUCUCGAGAAGUACUCUGACGACCAAGUGUUCUUCAUGUCGUACUGCCUCAUGACGUGCGCCGUGGACAGCAACGGCGACGCAUGCAACGUGCCAGUUCGCCAGAUGAAGAGGUUCGCCACUGUCUUCGAGUGCUCGCAGGAGGCACCUAUGAACCCUACGGGAAGGUGUCCCUUCUUCUAG
Messenger RNA from Rhipicephalus sanguineus (brown dog tick), 2250 nucleotides. RefSeq names its product endothelin-converting enzyme 2. NCBI's taxonomy places the organism in Eukaryota, Metazoa, Arthropoda, Arachnida, Ixodida, Ixodidae. Gene Ontology annotation, molecular function: metalloendopeptidase activity. Gene Ontology annotation, cellular component: plasma membrane. Gene Ontology annotation, biological process: protein processing. The transcript is spliced from 4 exons. Bases 1 to 2250 code for a protein of 749 amino acids. The record is from RefSeq and is a predicted model, not a curated record.